Messenger RNA from Poeciliopsis prolifica (blackstripe livebearer), 1849 nucleotides. Its product is annotated as ribonuclease inhibitor-like. The record is from RefSeq and is a predicted model, not a curated record. Lineage: Eukaryota; Metazoa; Chordata; Actinopteri; Cyprinodontiformes; Poeciliidae. Bases 1 to 1122 code for a protein of 373 amino acids. The transcript is spliced from 8 exons. Gene Ontology annotation, molecular function: protein binding.
AUGGAACAAAAAAAAGCAUCUAAAUUCCUAGAAGAGCUGGAUUCCUCAGAAGAAGAGCUGGGGAUUCCAACUGAGAAACAUAGUCCCUUCAGAGGGUCCUGGUGGUCAGCUCUGGGGUUCAUCUUGGUGUCAUCAGGAAAAGAUCUGGAUGAGUUUGAUCUGAAGAAAUACUCUGUUACAGAGGAACCACUUCUGGGGCUGAUGCCAGUGGUUAAAGCCUCCAACAAAGCUCUACUGAGUGGCUGUCGUAUCACAGGGAGAAGCUGUGCAGCUCUGUCCUCAGUUCUCAGCUCCCAGUCCUCCAGACUCACAGAACUGGACCUGAGUAACAAUGACCUGCUGGAUUCAGGACUGGAGCGUCUCUCUGCUGGACUGAAGAGUCCAAACUGCAACCUGGAAACUCUGAGACUGAGUGGCUGUGACCUCUCAAAGAGAAGCUGUGCAGCUCUGUCCUCAGUUCUCAGCUCCCAGUCCUCCAGUCUCACAGAACUGGACCUGAGUAACAAUGACCUGCAGGAUUCAGGUCUGGAGUUUCUCUCUGCUGGACUGAAGAGUCCAAACUGCAACCUGGAAACUCUGAGACUGAGUGGCUGUAACCUCUCAGAGAGAAGCUGUGCAGCUCUGUCCUUAGUUCUCAGCUCCCAGUCCUCCAGACUCACAGAACUGGACCUGAGUAACAACAACCUGCAGGAUUCAGGACUGAAGCUUCUCUCUGCUGGACUGGAGAGUCCAAACUGCAAACUGGAAACUCUGAGCUUGUCAGGCUGCUUGAUCUCAGAGGAAGGCUGUGCUUCUCUGGCCUCUGCUCUGACCUUUAACCCCUCCCAUCUGAAAGAGUUGGACCUGAGCUACAAUCAUCCAGGAGACUCAGGAGUGAAGCUGCUGUCGGCUGGACUGGAGGAUCCGAACUGGAGACUGGAAGCUCUCAGGGUGGAGCCUGCUGGAGUCCGAUUCUUGACACCAGGGCUGAGGAAAUAUUUCUGUCAACUCACCAUCGAUACAAACACAGUGAACAGAAACGUGAAACUGUCUGAAGAUAACAGGAAGAUGACAAAUGUGGAGGAGCUCCAGCCAUAUCCUGAUCAUCCAGACAGAUUUGAUCAUUUUCGCAAUCCUGUGUGAAACUCCUCUUACUGGUCGCUGUUACUGGGAGGUUGAGUGGAGUGAAGGAGUUGACAUAGUGGUUUGUUACAGGAGAAUCAAGAGGAAAGUAGACAGUAGAGACUGUUGGUUUGGAGGAAAUGAUCAUUCCUGGGGUCUGAUCACCUGUGGUCAAGAUGAGGUUAUGUCAGACACAAUCACAUACAACCUCGUUUCCACUCCUCCUUUUUUUCUCACAGAGUUGGAGUGUAUGUGGAUAUUCCUGCUGGAUUCUGUCUUUCUACAAAGUUUCCUCCGACUCACUGAUCCACGUCUACACCUAAAACCACAUUCACUGAACCUCUCUAUGCUGGGUUUUGUGUCUGGAACUCUGGUUCUUCACUGGUUCUGAAGAACUAAAGUUUCUCAUGUCAGAGAAAUUUUCUCUGUAAAAAUCAAAAGUAAAAAUCAAGUUUAUUGACGAGAGUUCAAAGUUCUUUUCCCCAUAAUAACAUAAUAUAGUAUUAAAAUGUGAAACAUUAAAUGCUGUCAGAUAAUAAUGAAGCAAAUAUUCAUCAAAUAUGUGGAUCAAUGUUACAAUUAUGAAUUAUUAUGAAUCAAACAUCUGGAAACGGUUUGUUGCUCCUUUAUUUUGUUUUUUGUAUUCCAUGUCCAUCCACUAGGGGGAGCUGUCUCUGCAGUGGUUUUGUCAUCCCAGCUUCCUGUCUGUGGCAGAGCUGCUUCCUCCCAGAGGCUGCAGCUCUUAGAA